CAACACAGCCAGUGUCAUAUAAAUAAGUGAUUAGGUAUUUAAUUUACCACCUAACAAUAUAAAUAAAUUAAUUGUAAACUCAAACUUUAAUUUGAUAAAUAAAUGUUUGGAGUGAUGAAUGUUUACGAGAGCAACCUCCAGAAGACGUGGCACGAUGCCAACUGGAUCCCUCACCUGAACCACACAAACGUGCUGGCCUACUUCUCCGAGAGGACCAACCCCUUCUAUGACAAACAGUGCAACAACGAAAUCAUAAAAAUGCAACGCCUCAGUCCAGAUAAACUUCAGGAAAUGACAGGCACCGAAUACAUCCUCUUACACCACCAGGAGCCGAUCUUAUACAUCAUCCGACAGCAGAAUCGACAGUCUCCAACCAUUUCCAUUCCAGUGGCAGAUUUCUACAUCAUAGCGGGUAUCGUCUACCAGGCUCCGGACCUCAGUACCGUCAUCAAUGCAAGAAUUUUGAACGCCGUACACAGUCUCGGAUCUGCUUUUGAAGAAACUCAGAACUUCUCCAAGUACCAUCCGUCUCGAGGUUACUGGUGGGAGUUCAAAGACAAUAAUUCUCAAGUUGAUAAAAACAAGAAGAAAGAGAAGAAGCCAGCGAAGAACAACAUAGGCACAUUAUUUCAACGGGAACGAGUGGACCUUCUCCUCCAAGACUUCUCACAGAGGUUCACCAUCAAGAGGGCUCCUGAGAAAAUCGAGGAACCAAUAAAAGGCGAGAUGAAAAUGGAGCCGGUGAAACAAGAACCAAGCAUUAAUCAAUCAGCCGUCAAUCAACCACCAAUCGCCAACCAAUCAGCAUCGUCCGCGGCAGCAUCAUCAUCAUCGUCAUCGAUGAUGAUAAUGAUGAUGAAUGCUGAUAGAUUGAGCAACAAACCUAACGAUAAAAGAAUGAAGACGACGAGAUGACGAGCCUGAUUCAUUGGCCAAUUAUUUAAUUUAUCAUUAAUUUUUUUAAAUUUAACUUCAGUGGUAUCAGUCAGUGCGUGUGUGUGUGUGUAUAUCAUGCUUUCGACGUGGUGGUUAUUUGUUGUUUUGUUACGUUGUGAACUGACUAGCAUUAACAACAAUCACAUUAAAAUAAUAAAAACAAUGAAAUAAUAAGUCACCAACUCAUACUUAAAUAGAUGAUCGGCAGAGAUUUCCAGCUAUUUUUUCAAUUGUAAUCUCAAAUCUCAAUGUUAAAUUACAAUUUGACAAAA
This is a messenger RNA of Helobdella robusta, 1208 nucleotides long. RefSeq lists its product as hypothetical. The record is from RefSeq and is a predicted model, not a curated record. Gene Ontology annotation, cellular component: core mediator complex; mediator complex. NCBI's taxonomy places the organism in Eukaryota, Metazoa, Annelida, Clitellata, Rhynchobdellida, Glossiphoniidae. Gene Ontology annotation, biological process: regulation of transcription by RNA polymerase II. The transcript is spliced from 10 exons. The coding region runs from base 103 to 915 and encodes 270 amino acids. Gene Ontology annotation, molecular function: transcription coactivator activity.